Messenger RNA from Haplochromis burtoni (Burton's mouthbrooder), 7979 nucleotides. RefSeq names its product nuclear receptor binding SET domain protein 1b (gene nsd1b). Gene Ontology annotation, cellular component: nucleus. The record is from RefSeq and is a predicted model, not a curated record. Gene Ontology annotation, biological process: proteolysis. NCBI's taxonomy places the organism in Eukaryota, Metazoa, Chordata, Actinopteri, Cichliformes, Cichlidae. Gene Ontology annotation, molecular function: histone methyltransferase activity; protein binding; metalloendopeptidase activity.
GUGUGUUCGUGAACUUGUUGUGUGUGUCGUGGUCUUCGCAUGUUAUGUAUGUAUGUGUCUUGUCUCUCGUGCAUUCACUGAGCCACUGGAGAGCAGCGAACGACACGACACACACACACACACUCAUGCAGCUGCACACAGACAUACAAAAACACACAGAUAUAUGUAGAUGCAAACGCGCACACGCCUUUUGGGCACGCGCACGAACGGGUCCAUUUUAAUUCGCGUUUUCAGCGCCGGCGCGUGAACGCGGGCUUGAUUUUCUUUUUUAUUAAUUAUUUUUUCCCCCCAACACGACGGGAUGUGAUAAUGUCACCGGGUUUAUUGAUACUGUAGCCAUGCGUGCGAGUUUACAGGCUGACCUUAUCGCGCUUGAUGUCAUUUUCAUCAUAUCGCGAUAACAUUCCUAAAAGGAUUUUGCAGCUCGACGGCGGUGUUUGCGCAGAAUCCCCUCUUACAAUGACACGUUAUUAUUUCGACCUUCCCGUCGUCAGGAGGAGUCAUGCCAGCAUGAGUGGGCCUUACACAGGCCCAGGAAGGGAGAGUCAUCAGACCAGCUGCCCUUUGACCCCUGGGUGUGACCUCACCGUCCUCUCCUGCCCCUCCAGACGCCAGGAUCACAGGCUUGGGCUAACCAUGUCAGGAGGCACCUCCUCACUCAAACAUGCUUCCUCUAUCUAUGGGUUCACGACGCAAAGGGACCACUCCUCCUCAUCCUCCUCCUCGUCUUCGUACAGUCCUCUCAGGAGGCUCCAGCAUCUCACCACCAUGGUGAGCCAGCCUGACCUGGUCUUGCCGCUGCGGGAGCCAGAGAGGGGAUGGGAGUGGGGGACACAUAAGAAGAAUAGGGAGAAUAUGGAGAGGGACUCCUGGGCUGAUUGCACUGGCAGGGAUCACUCUGGAACCCAGGUUACAAGCCGAGAGGCAACCGUUGUUAACAUUGCUUCCAAAAAGAAACAACCUGAGGUCCAGACGGGAAGUAGAGACACACCGGCGCCUAAUUAUACUGAUUCUGUCACUUCGGAGAAAAAGACAGAAAACUGUUUCUCAGGCCCACCCAGUCCGGCCUUCUCCCUCGAUAGUAACAGUCCCUUUGCGAACAACUUACUCCACUUUGAAUCCUCUUUGUUUGAGGAUGACGACAAUGACAUGGAGCGGAGGACCGUGCCACCUCUCAGUGGCAUUCAGGAGAAACGGGAGAAAGUGGGGAAUGUACUUCAGUCCGCCUCCGGAGACGUAAACUUGCACUCCAAAGACUCUUCUCUGACGACAGCCAAAGUCGUCACCCGCUCCCAGUCCUCCGGUCAGCGCAGGAGAUACUGGGAUGGCUCAGAGGACGAGUGGGACAGCGACACCGAGUUACUGCUAUUUGAGGAUAGCCCCUCAAGGCAUUCAAUGCCUCAGAGCAGCCUCAAGAAAAAGUCUUUGCCACCUGUGAAGUUUGUUGAGGGUGAAGUCGUUUGGGCAAAGUUCAGCCGGAGACCAUGGUGGCCCUGCGAGGUGAUUGUUGACCCCGUACAAGGAGUCUAUCACAGAGCGAAAGAGCCUAGCGACCGGCCCUGUCGGCUCUACCAUGUCAGGACGUUUGGGGAGCCCCAGGAGCUGGUUUGGGUGGAGGAAAAAUCAACUCAUACUUUCCAUGGAGGCUUUGAAUUUGAACAGCUCCUCCUACUACGGCGGAGGGGGAAACAAAGGGAGCAGAACAGCAAAUACACCAUUGCUAAGCGGUUUAAGGAAUCCUGGAAGUCCAGUGUGGCAGAAGCUGAAUCCAUUCUUCCUGAGAGACCCAAAAUGGCGUCUUCCGUGUCUUUGUCCAUAGCUGAUGCCUUCCAUGAUGCUUCCCCACUGGAAAGAGAGAAUAAGACCCAUCAAAACUUUCUUCCUGUCACUUCAUCUGUCUCCACCCAUACUGAGACGUCACACAUGACCAAUGGAUCCAUUCCAUCCCCAGUAAUUACACCCCCUGUUACAACUCCAACAAAGCCAAGCACUUUAAAGAAAUCUUCUGGAAAGAAGAAACAGAAUGAAGCAUCAAAGGAUACAAAAAGUAAACACUCUAAAAAGACAUUGAAUAAUAGUCCUGACAAAUCGGAUAGAGACAGUGAGGAGUGCCCGUACUCUGACCUUGAGUCAGUCCCUAAAAUUUUGUGUCCUAAAGCACUUGAACGUCAGCCUAAGCUAGUUCCAACUCAGCCGUCUGUUGUGGUUGUCAAAGAGGUAAAGAAGCAGCCUGAGAUUCAAAGUGGUCUUUGGUUUAGCAAAUCGAGCAAAGACAGGCGACCUAAAACAACCAGUCCAAUGCCAGACCGCAGUCUCUUCAGUAAGGUCCCCUGUAAGAAAAAGAGCUCAUCUGUUAUUAGUAAAAAGACACCAGCUUCUUGUGCCUCCUCCUCUGUCAGUGCCGCCGCCAACGAGCAGUCAGGAUUGUCGGACAAGCAGAAGACCACUGAAACAAAUCUGCCUCCUGAACAGUCAGGAAAUCUAAAGUGUAAAAACACUGUUGCUGCUAAUGGGCACUUUGGUACAGCUGGUGGUGUGGGUGAGCAGAAGUCUCUAGACUCUGAGGAUAGUGGUUGUUCAAAGGGUAGAAAGUCAGUUGCCAGUUCAGUGGAUACCAUCAGUGGCACAUGUGGCCAGUUAAGUCUUUCAGACAUUAAGAAGUCCUUAGAGGCCACCGUGAAAGAUAAUUUGAGUGAUCUAUCCAGGUUUUCAGAGAGUGCAAAGAUUGUCAGUCAAACUGAACAUUCUGAUGCGACAUCUACUAAAAAACAUUAUACAACUGAAAACAUUGCUGAGGAGGAAAAAGAGAGCAAAAAUGCUUCAGCAUCCUGUUUACAAGAUAAAACUACGGACCCAUUAGGGUGGCUAGAAACUCAAACGAGUCUGGUCUCUAAAUGUAGGCUACCCUUUGUCAAAUUAAUACGCAAGGACAUAAAAGAUAAGAAGAUCUCAAACUCCAAUACAACUAUUCAUUCCAAAGACCAACCUGGAAGCACAAAGAAAGAGAGAAGAUCAGAUACUAACAUGACUACAUUGUCAUCCAAACAAUCAAACUGGAUGGAUGGUCAGGGAAGAGCCUCAAAAGACGAGGUAGUCGCCUCCAAAAUAAAAGUCUCAGUUAAGAAAUUAAAAGCACGCGGCAAGUCAAGUAUGGUUAAUUUCUCAUCAGAAUCAUCACAUGAGAAUAUCAUGACCUCAAAUGUUUCCACUGAGGAGUUGGGUAGCCCAGAAACAGAGGGGAUACCAGUUUCAAAUGGAAGUCUGAGUACUGUGAGUUACUCAUCCUCGAACCAGUCAGAUCAGUUUGAAGGUAAAAAGACACCCGACUCUAAUGUAACAAGCAAGUCUUCUGAACAACUGGUCAGACCAGACCAAGCAACCACAUCUGUCACAUCACAUAGAACGACCGUUCCACCUUCUCACCAGCGUGCAAGGUUAGCAUGUAGAAGAGCUUAUUUUCCAGGACGUCCUUCCUCUGAGAAAACCAAGAAAGUGGCCUAUAAAUUAAAGCGUGGCCUAGAUGAAGUGAAUAAAGUCAUGCAAGAGCAGCCUGCCCACCUCCCGGCCAGCAGUCGGCUGAUGACUAGAGCGCUGAAGGCCAUGCAAGAGGCUGAGGAAAAAAAGCGUGAAAAAGUCAAAAAGGAGGCUGAACAGAAACAACCCUUGAAUAAUUUUAGAAAAUCUGAGGACCUGAGCUGCAGUCCCAAGGCCAAAUCGGACUUUUGCACUAGUAAAAAAUCUCCAAAAUCACAUUCUAAUGACAGUGUUGAGUAUGCGCCUGACAGUUUUUCCAGUUGUAGCAGCCCCCAUUUGAUUUUUUCUGAUUCCAAUGACUAUGACACAGAUGUUAAGAGUGAAGAUGAAGACCUCUCAAUUCCCUCAACUCCACCGAUGGACUUUAUACCUCUUACUUCUAAAGCAAAGGCAAAGAAGGAGGAUCGCUCCUCAGACGCAUGGUUAUCGCAUUCACCGUCUUCGCCAUUUUCUUUUAUAAAUGCCUUUAAAAAUGUUGAAGAGGUCUCUUUUCAGUCCGUGACAAAUGUAAGCAAUGGUAAACCCGUUUCUUUCAAGCCGGACACCAACUACAAGUUUAGCACCUUCCUUAUGAUGCUGAAGGACUUGCAUGACACUAGAGAGCGAGACGGUGCGCCCUUAGAACUGGAGAUUGGGCCACCAAGUGCACAUGUUAAGGAAGAGCCUUUAGUGAUGCCAGGGGAGGCUACACCUGCAGGACAAGAUCAACAAUUAGAUUUUGUUCAUAGCAUCUCAAACUCAAGUCCAGAUAAAACCAUAGUCGCACAUAAUGAGGAAGGUCCGUAUCAGAUGUCCAAGAGGCCCUACAACAGACGGGGUAGCUCAUCCAGGUGGAAAAAGAAAGCCAAUCGCAAAGUGCCUUGUCGUCGCGCCAGGUCUGGGCCUGGUUUCCCAGGACUUGAGUCAGGAAUGUCGUCCAUGCCAGCAAAGGACUCUUCAUCAACAGAAGAUUGCUCAUCAAAAAUGCCGGGCAUAUGGGAGCAGCCUGGAGGUGGUGAAGGAGCAGUCGUGGUGACAGAGGAGGACAGUUGGAGCAGAGUAAAGGAGAAUCUACAGAUCAUGGUGCCUUUGGAGCAGAAGGGUCGUGACAUUGCACUGUCUUUGGAAAAGCCUAAUGGGCUUGUGGACUGCACUAAGAAGAAGGCGAGCUUGACGCACAACACUGGAGAAGGUGACAAGGAUCCGACAGCACAUAAACGAAUAAGAAAACCAAGCAAGAGGAUGAUUGAAUGGACUGAAGAGUACGACCAGAUUUUCUCCGUGAGGAAGAAAACGAGAAAGCCUCUCCAGUUGAUUGGAAAGGCCUCUCAACCCAUUACCUCCAUAUCUGAACCCUCGGAGUGUGACAAGAGCAUGCAAGUCCAGCCAUCCUUGAACUUACUUCCCGAAAUACAGACACCACCCCCUGAGGAAAUCUGUGCAACGACGCCCUCUGACCUACAAAUUCCCUGCACUGAAAACACACCUUCACAAGAUGCACCUGUUCUUUCCAUCGACACGUUAACCCCUCCUCCUGAAGCAGAACCUUCGCUACCAGAAAGCAUCGUCAAAGACAAUGGAAGCGCUCCUGUGCUGGAGAAGAAGCGCAAAAGAAAACCCACUCAGAAGAUCCUGGAAUACUGCCUGGAGGCCGAGGCAUCAACAGGCCUCAAGAAGAAGGUCAAAACACUGAAGACUAAUCCACCUCCAACUCCUCAAUCUGACUGCUCAGCACCACCCCUAAAAUCAAAGAGUAAGCCACUUCCAGCAUCAGAGUCCACACCGGCAACGACCUCUGACCUCUGUACACCCACACCUUUGGUUCAGACCAGCACUCCUGCACCUUCUGCUCCAGAGCCGUCUUCGCCAGAACCCGGACAGGAGGAGACGGCACCAGCCGAUGUCGACGAUCCUCAACCGGACGACGGUAAAGCCGAGGACAUCAAAAAGGACGGAGCAGAGUCAGAGGGUGAACCAUCCAGCCUAGACAACAGUUUCUGCUCCAUGAAGGACGACUUGUCACUGUGUGACGACUCACUUUUACCUACGAGGAAGAUCAUAGGGGACCGAGGAGGCCCGGCUUCCAUGAAGGAGAACAUAUGUCAGGUGUGUGAGAAGACCGGGGAGCUGCUGCUCUGUGAGGGUCAGUGUUGUGGCGCUUUCCACCUGCCCUGCAUAUCUCUGGCCGAAGCACCGAAGGGGAAGUUUGUCUGUCCAGAGUGCAAAUCAGGACUCCACACCUGCUUUGUGUGUAAAAAGCGCGGUGAGGAUGUGCGGCGCUGCAUGAUCCCUGUGUGCGGGAAGUUUUAUCAUGGCGAGUGCAUCGCCAACUACGCCCCGACCGUACCCGUGAACAGAGGUUUCCGCUGCUCCAUCCACGUUUGCCUCACCUGCUUCAUCGCUAAUCCCAACAGCUCCAACAUCUCUAAAGGUCGGCUGGUACGUUGCGUGCGCUGCCCGGUUGCCUAUCACGCUACAGAUCUUUGUAUGGCAGCGGGCAGUGUUGUACUCUCCAACAACAGCAUUGUCUGUCCUAACCAUUUCACCCCCCGCCGCGGCGUCAAGAAUCACGAACACGUGAACGUCAGCUGGUGCUUCGUCUGCACUGAAGGGGGCAGCCUACUCUGCUGUGAGUCCUGUCCUGCUGCAUUUCAUCGGGAGUGUCUGAACAUCGAGAUGCCCAAAGGCAGCUGGUACUGCAACGACUGCAAGGCCGGGAAGAAGCCUCGCUAUAAAGACAUUGUAUGGGUCAAAGUUGGGCGCUACAGGUGGUGGCCGGCAGAGGUCAGCCAUCCCAAAACAAUCCCAGAAAACAUCCAGAGAAUGAGGCACGAUGUCGGCGAGUUCCCCGUUCAUUUCUUCGGCUCCAACGACUACCUGUGGACCUACCAGGCCAGAGUCUUCCCUUACAUGGACGUGGACGCCAACAGCAAGGAAAAGAUGGGUAAAGGGGUUGAUGCGACCUACAAAAAAGCUUUGGAGGAGGCGGCUGUGCGGUUCCGUGAGCUGCAGGCAGAGAAGGAGCUUCGGCAGCUUCAAGAGGACAGGAAGAACGACAGGAAGCCUCCUCCAUACAAACACAUUAAGGUUAAUCGACCAAUAGGAAAGGUUCAGAUCUUCACUGCCGACCUCUCAGAGAUCCCCCGCUGUAACUGCAAGAAGACAGAUGAUAGUCCAUGUGGGAUGGACUCCGAGUGUAUCAACCGCAUGCUGCUCUACGAAUGCCAUCCACAGGUUUGCCCGGCGGCCGAGCGGUGCCUCAACCAGGCGUUCACCAAGCGUCAGUACAGCCAAGUAGAGAUCUUUAGGACGCUGUCUCGAGGCUGGGGGCUCCGCUGUGUCCAUGACAUUAAGAAGGGUCAGUUUGUGAGCGAGUAUGUCGGGGAGGUGAUCGAUGAGGAGGAGUGCAGGUCGAGGAUCAGACACGCUCAGGACAACAACAUCUGUAACUUCUACAUGUUAACUCUUGACAAGGAUCGGAUCAUUGAUGCUGGGCCGAAGGGGAACGAGGCACGCUUCAUGAACCACAGCUGUCAGCCAAACUGUGAGACGCAGAAGUGGACGGUGAACGGUGACACCCGGGUGGGACUGUUCGCUCUCAUCGACAUUGCCGCAGGCACAGAGCUCACCUUCAACUACAACCUGGAGUGUUUGGGCAACAGGAAGACAGUGUGUAAAUGUGGAGCAUCAAACUGCAGCGGCUUCUUAGGCCUCAGGCCAAAGAACAACCCCCCGCCUGAUGAUAAAGAUCGCAAGCUGAAGAGGAGAGGUCACGGCAAGAGGAAGAAAAAGGUGGUGUUGACCAAAGAAAGGGAGGACGAGUGUUUCAUCUGCGGAGACGGAGGACAGAUGGUGUCAUGUAAAAAACCUGGAUGUCCCAAGGUUUACCAUGCAGACUGCCUGAACCUCACCAAGAGGCCUGCAGGUCGGUGGGAAUGUCCGUGGCACCAGUGUGACAUAUGCAGUAAGGAGGCUGCGUCCUUCUGCGAACUGUGCGUCAGUUCCUACUGCUGCCAACACCGUGACGGCCUGCUCUUCAUCUCCAAACUGGACGGCAAGCUGUCCUGUAGUGCCCAUGACCCCUGCGGGGAACCGCUAGAAGCAGGCGAGAUCCGAGAGUACACACCUGAACCCACAGCCCUCACCUCGGGGCUGGGCAUGGCGGUCAUUCCCUCCUCUGCUACUAACACUACCUGCAAGGUUAACCCGACUGCCAGGAGGGCCUGGGACAUAAGCACCGGUGCCGGCAUGUGCGCGUCAGAGUCCUUUCCUGCUUUUUCCAUCCCAGUACCUAUCACUAUUCCCGUCGCAGCUCCUGCAACGUCGCCUCCUCCCAGUAGUUCUGAUGCUCCCAGCAGCCCGCACGUGUUCGACCUCCCCCACUACUCGCCCAUCUCCUCAUAUGAGGAGGAGAGGGAUGUCUUGGAGGAAGACCUGUUGGCUGAAGAAGAAGAGGAGGAGGAGGA